This is a messenger RNA of Bombyx mandarina (wild silkworm), 2516 nucleotides long. Its product is annotated as TP53-regulated inhibitor of apoptosis 1. Gene Ontology annotation, biological process: phospholipid translocation. Lineage: Eukaryota; Metazoa; Arthropoda; Insecta; Lepidoptera; Bombycidae. Gene Ontology annotation, cellular component: cytosol; nucleus; mitochondrial intermembrane space. The record is from RefSeq and is a predicted model, not a curated record. Gene Ontology annotation, molecular function: phosphatidic acid transfer activity.
UAGUGUUCUGUGACACUUCCAUCCAAUGUGCCCGUCUGAUCAUAAAUUGUACACAUUAUUUGAUUUUGGUGUCCACUACCAAAUCUGAAAGAAACAUCGAUUGUAAACGAAAUUAAUUGGGGAUAACGUUUUAAUUUUAAACUUUGCGGCAGAAUUUACUUAAUUGAUCUCCAAAAGAUUUAAUAAAAAAUGAACAGCAUUGGCGAAGAAUGUACAGACCUAAAGAAAAAAUACGAUGAUUGUUUCAAUACUUGGUUCUCGGAAAGGUUCUUAAAAGGCGAUCAAGAUGAUUCUGUUUGCGCUGGAAUAUUUAAAAUUUAUCAAGAAUGUGUUAAGAAUGCAAUGAAACAGCAAAGCAUUGAUUUCAAAGAAAUAGAUAAGGAUAUCUUAGGCACUGAAAAUGAAUACAAAACACCACCAAAUGCAAAUAGUAGCUGACAACCCAAAUUGGUCUGUGUCUUUAAACCCACAGCCUGUUGCAAUAUCCUUGGCAAGUUUCUUAAGAUUCCAUGCAGUUACCAAGAUUUCAGUGAUAAUAGGCUUACAGUGAAAGAGGAAAAUGAAUGUGUUAAAACUUAUGAAGUUUCUUGUGUGAAUGAUGAAAAUUAGUGAAUAGAAAUAAAUGAUAAUCGAUGGAUUAAAACUUUUAAGUCUAAUUUUUUUAAUACCACUUAUGAAAUAUUUCAAUAUUUACUCCAUUCGACAUAUUAUAUACUAUGCAGUGUACAAAAAAAACAAGUUUCAGUUGCUGAGUGAAAUACACAAUUUUGUUAGGAUGCAUUAGUAAACCCCUGACUGUUGAACCAAGGGUUGUGGGUUCAAUUUUCAUAUCAGGAAAACAUUCGUGUGAUGAACAGGUUUGUUUCUUUGUCUGGGUGUCUAUUAUCUAUGUAUGCAAAUAUUCAAAUGUAUUUAAGGUUACAUGUUAAGUCGACCUAUUCCCGUUAAGGGCAUGUUAUUUUACAUAGUUUCUGAUUGAUUUGACUAUGAAACACAUCCUAAAUCUAACCGAUUUAAAGAUAUUUGCAUUUGUUUUUUAUAAAAAUACCUGAUUUUCGGCUAUCAGCUUAGAUAUUUUCAAAUGCGUAAAUCUUAUUAUUAUUACAUGAUUUUUACUCUGUAAAAUAAGAUGAUGUAUGACCCCUAUAACCAAUAUUGUACGUAAAAUUAAUAAAUAAGCUGUUGUAGAUGAUUAAAACUUAUAAAAACUGAUACAAAAUUAGAUAGUUUAUUUUGUUUCAUCAAUAUUUAAAAAAAAAAUGGUGCCUGGUUGGCAGAUGUGCUUAAUGAUUUCUACUUGAUUUCAUCAACUAUCCAAUGAGGUCUAACAAUCUAGGGUUUAAAUAAAACAGCAUAGAAAAAAAUUGUUGCGAGCCCCCAGGUAGCAGGUUCUAACAGUCCCUCCCCAAUUGUCCUUCAAGGUUGAUGCGAUGCGUGUGAGCUUAAUGUAAUGUUUCUGGACUCGUUCUUCUGAUUCCGGACUGCUGUGCUUGUAAACUGGACUCUGAUUUAUGCUUGUGAUACAGAACUGUGAAAGAUGACGACCUACACCAAUGAGGGAAUAUGCUGACAUGUUAAUUUGUUACGGAUACUACAAUUCUGUCUGCACAUGCUCGCAAUGAGUACAUGACACCCUAUCCCGGCCGUCGAGUGCCGGAUGUGAGCGUGUUCGACGGAGUUUAUCGAAGACUUCGAGAAACUGGCUCCGUAUCAAGACGUCGUACAGACUUUGGAAGACCACGUGUGAUUGAUGACGACGAAAAACAAACCAAUGAGGUAGUGGAACGAUUGGAUCCAACCACUUCUAUUAAUAUUGUUGUCCGUAAUCUGGGACUCUCGCAAUGGAAAGUAUGGUUUACCGUUCAGACAGAGUGCCGAUACCCAUAUCAUUAUACGUCGGUACAUGCUAUCGAAGGGGGAGAUCCUGUGAGAAGAUUAGAUUUCUGCAGAUUUAUGUUAAAUGCUGAUAAGAUUUUUUCCUGUGAGGAGGCCUAAAUGACCUAUUAGAUGAUUUGCCACUCAAUCUGAUUCAAGACACGUGGUUUCAGCAUGAUGUCUGCCCUGCACUUUUCAGGAGAAGUCAGAAUAGCUGGACACAAAUUAUCCAAACAAACGGAUUGGAUGAGGUAGGCCUAUACCCUGGCCAGCCAGAAGUCCGGACCUAACCCCCAUGGAUUUUUAUGUGCGGGGACACAUGAAGUCUCGUGUACAGUGAGCCCAACUCAAUUUCAUCAAUUGAAGUAGGUAUUGAGAGACAGGAUUAUUAAUGUGGCGAAUGAAAUAAGAAGGAAAUUAACUACUGGUGUAGUGAAAACUGGACUUCGUAAAAUAAUGCGAAGAUGUGUGCAAAACAGGGGUGGACAUGUUGAACAUGAAAUUUAGACUUUAAGAUGCUUUGUUUGAACUUGAAAGCUUAAUAAAUUUAGUAUCUUGUACUCACUUAUAAAAAAACAUUAAAUUCUUGUAUCAAUUCUUAGUACCUCAACAUGCAAACAUUACAUUCAAAAUAAUAAUGU